Molecule: messenger RNA, 1584 nt
Organism: Chelonoidis abingdonii (Abingdon island giant tortoise)
Lineage: Eukaryota; Metazoa; Chordata; Testudines; Testudinidae
Product: tubulin alpha-8 chain-like
Biological process (GO): microtubule-based process
Cellular component (GO): microtubule
Molecular function (GO): GTP binding; structural constituent of cytoskeleton
Source: RefSeq, a predicted model, not a curated record
AAACAGAGGCUAGGCCCAUUUCCAUGGGUCCAUGUUGGGUAUGCGAGGUUGGAGACUUCAAACCAGAGCGUGAGUGCAUCUCUGUUCACGUUGGCCAGGCUGGAGUUCAGAUUGGCAAUGCAUGCUGGGAACUUUUCUGUCUGGAACACGGCGUUCAGCCAGAUGGCACCUUCAAGAAUCAGUCCAACAAGGUCAAUGAUGAUGAUUCCUUUGCCACAUUUUUCAGAGAGACAGGCACAGGAAAGCAUGUGCCACGGGCUAUUAUGGUAGACUUGGAGCAAACUGUAGUAGAUGAAGUGCGGACUGGCACUUACCGUCAGCUUUUCCAUCCAGAACAGCUGAUCACUGGAAAGGAAGAUGCAGCUAAUAACUAUGCCCGUGGUCACUAUACCAUUGGCAAAGACAGAAUUGACUUGGCAUUAGAUCGUAUCCGUAAACUGACCGAUGCCUGUUCUGGGCUACAGGGAUUCCUGAUUUUCCACAGCUUUGGUGGGGGCACUGGUUCUGGCUUUACCUCCUUGUUGAUGGAGCGCCUCUCCCUGGAUUACGGCAAGAAGUCCAAACUGGAGUUUGCCAUCUACCCAGCCCCUCAAGUCUCCACUGCCGUAGUGGAGCCGUACAACUCCAUCCUGACCACUCACACCACCCUGGAGCAUUCAGACUGCGCCUUCAUGGUGGACAAUGAGGCCAUCUAUGACAUCUGCCGUCGCAACUUGGACAUUGAACGCCCCACUUACACCAACCUUAAUCGUCUCAUCAGCCAGAUAGUCUCAUCAAUCACUGCCUCUCUGCGCUUUGAUGGUGCCCUCAAUGUGGAUCUGACAGAGUUUCAGACCAACCUGGUGCCCUACCCUCGCAUCCACUUCCCCUUGGUGACAUAUGCACCCAUCAUCUCCUCUGAGAAAGCCUACCAAGAGCAGCUGUCAGUGGCGGAAAUCACCAGUUCCUGCUUUGAACCCAACAACCAGAUGGUGAAGUGUGAUCCCCGUCAUGGAAAAUACAUGGCCUGCUGCAUGUUGUACCGUGGUGACGUGGUCCCCAAAGAUGUCAACGUAGCUAUUGCUGCCAUCAAGACCAAGAGAACGAUCCAGUUUGUGGACUGGUGUCCAACAGGCUUCAAGGUUGGAAUCAAUUACCAGCCUCCCACAAUAACACCCGGAGGAGACCUGGCCCAAGUGGAACGUGCCGUCUGCAUGCUAAGCAAUACCACAGCCAUCGCUGAGGCCUGGGCGAGACUGGACCACAAGUUUGAUCUGAUGUAUGCCAAGAGAGCAUUUGUGCACUGGUAUGUUGGUGAAGGCAUGGAGGAAGGGGAGUUUGCAGAGGCCCGAGAGGACUUGUCUGCACUGGAGAAGGACUACGAGGAAGUGGGAACGAACUCAUUUGGAGAAGAAAAUGACGGGGAGGAAUUUUAAAUACACUUUGCUCCUUGCUGCAUGCAGGAUUGUCUUUGUGUCUUUUUACUGCAUGUGUCUUCAUUCCUGUUUGUUUUAUACACACAACAAUUCCCAUAGACUGAAUAUUAUGAGGUCCAUGUUCCAAGAAUGCUCUUUCCUACCCCUCAAAUCAUGGGACGAUGAUCAU